This is a messenger RNA of Osmerus eperlanus (European smelt), 1641 nucleotides long. Its product is annotated as basic salivary proline-rich protein 1-like. Bases 69 to 1247 code for a protein of 392 amino acids. The record is from RefSeq and is a predicted model, not a curated record. The transcript has 17 exons. Lineage: Eukaryota; Metazoa; Chordata; Actinopteri; Osmeriformes; Osmeridae.
GGAGUACAGAGACAUUGUCAGGGCACAGGUAGGAGCAGCACAGUGACACUACAGGUUAAUCUGGAGUGAUGGUCAACCUUUUUGUUGUGGCUUUAUUCUUCUCAGCAGUAGCCGCACGACCUGAUCCAUGGAAGCAGUGGCAACGAGGAAGUCCUCCAUCAUCCCCCUUUGGUGGGCCUCCUGAAAACACUAACAUGCUCCCGAAGAGGCCCAAUGACAGAGGAGGAGCUCGCCCACAAUUUGGGGGUCAACCAAUGGGUGGAGGGAAAGAAAGCCAAGAACCAAUGGGCGGAGGACCUUUAUGGCCAUGGUGGGAUGUGAGGAAACCUGGCAAUCCAACAUGGCCUAAAGAGACACCCCCCUGGCUCCCAGAGAGGCCCACAGCAGGACCAGGGAAUGGAGCCGCCCAGCCUCCCAGCAGCCCACAGCCUGGACCAGGGAAUGGAGCCGCCCAGCCUCCCAGCAGCCCACAGCCUGGACCAGGGAAUGGAGCUGCCCAGCCUCCCAGCAGCCCACAGCCUGGACCAGGGAAUGGAGCCGCCCAGCCUCCCAGCAGCCCACAGCCUGGACCAGGGAAUGGAGCCGCCCAGCCUCCCAGCAGCCCACAGCCUGGAGGACCCCCUUUAAUCCCUGAAAGGGGGGACAGACUGAAAGAUGAUUGGGGUCCAUGGUGGGAGCAGGGAACUAUGGGAGAUCUUGCGUCACCACCCAGCCUUCCACCUCUGUUUGGACCUGGUUUUGGGUACAAGCCUGAGGGCGCGGGGGCCUACCCUGGCCAGGAGCCCCAGCGUGGGCCGCGAGGCCGACCUGAGAAGCCCGGAGGGCCCAGAGGAGGAGCACGACGUCCAAACACACGGGACCGAAACAGAAGGCCUGGACCGAUGCCUCCAUUCCCUGGAGCUGGCAACAUCCUUAUUGGAGGGAAGCCCCUGAUCCCUGAGAUUGUGGGCAAUAGGGAGUUCUUCCCUUUCCUGAAGGUGGAUAAUGUGACUUUCCAGAAUGUGUCUGACCUUCCCCUGAAAGAGGGGGAAAAUCUUUUCCUGCUGCCAAUGGACACAACAAGACCACCUCCACCAAUGGUUGAUCCCAACGCACCUCAGAGGCAAUUGUUUGGAAAUCCUUCCUAUAAUCUUCAGCCCUAUCUGAAGCUCAUCUACAAUCCCACUGCAACGCGUAAAAUUUCUUUUGAAUAUGGAUUAACAACGCUGCUUCCAUUUGGUAAGUGUUGGUUGAUGUUCUUAUUCUAAGAACACUAAAUUGAACGUGAUGUUAAUAACCUCUGGUUCCCCAACAGGCUAAGACUAGGACAUGAGCCAAAAGAAACCCAGAAUGGAAGAUGUGGCUAUCAUUCUGAAGACCACCGUUCAUCACUUGAAUUUGUUAUCUAAUAGGUUAUAUAUCAAACUAUCAUACUUGCAAACUACAAACUCAAGUUGAAGCCUUUAGGCUUUUGGUUUGAUCUCUUUUUCUAUCUUUGUUGUGUAGCAAUCUUUUUAUACUUCAUCAUAUAUUACCUGUAUAUCAUAUUGUAAAUCAUAUAAGUAAUGAUGAAGUAAAACUUCGUAACUUUCUUUCAUUAAAAUGGAAUUCAUGCAAACUAAUACUAUUUAUUGCAAUUCAAGAGGUUUGACACAAGCAUGC